AUGGAAGUUGUUCUCCGCGAAGCCUGUGAUAAUUGCCACCGCCGCAAGACUCGUUGUAUUUCUCGUCGCCAUGGUGCCUGCGCAAACUGCAGAGACAGCGGACAAGUCUGUACCUAUAGCCCGCGAAACCAGAUGGGCCGCCCUCGUCAACGCAGCGGCACCGGACACCAAGGUCGUAAGACUCCGUGUGAACGAUCAACGAGAACUUUGACUCCACAGUCCAUUACAGAACAGGAACGUCCAACUAUCUCCCGAACAGUUUGCUGCGGCGGGGCUGCAGACAAUGAUACGGAGAAUACAAUUUUAUUCAACAUGACAGUAGGUGAAGCCGACAACGACACUGAAGAGGGUUUGAUGCCACUCGACAUGAGCAACGAUGUGGCGUCGACUUCGACGAAUGUUCAAAUAGACACGGGAGACGGACUGGAUUCUUCGUCGACAUACACAACUCCUUCUGCCACUGACGCUUACCAUGAGACAUUUGGGCUCCCGAAAGGACACUACUCCCUGAACGGUCGUGCGUAUGAACCGGUUCUUGAGCCAAGAUUAAUGACAGGUUCGUCAGAGUUGCCUUUGGAACAAGAAAACACACGCAGCCCCACGCAUAUAAACGAAUUGACCGAUGAGCGAGACCUUUUGAAAUAUCGCCUGCCCAUAACAUCUUCAGAUAGGUCUGACACUGGCCGGAAUGGUGCAGACUGUGUAUCAGAAUCCAACACAAUGAACGUUGUGGGGCUUUAUGGACAACUCUCUCAGUCACUGUUUAGCUUACAGAGCUAUCGCGAAGGAAUAUCCGACAGUGAAAGAAUGGAUGAUACUAGUGAAGGACAUGGAGCAUGCCUAAAUGCGCUAUUCAACCGAGUGUCCUGUCUCUGUGAUCUGGUCACUCGGCUACCCAAAGACAUGCCUUCCGGCGCGGACAAAGUGACAUAUUAUUGUCUCUUACUCGCUGUAUCGGUUGUUAAUACUGUGAUGGACAUUUAUCAGACCGUACUGGACCGGCGCAAGACGUUAUGGCUUGAUAAUCGCAGAUCCGCUGUACCGUGGUCAUCGCAGUUACGAGAUACCGGUAUUGGCGGGCUACCACAAUGGAAGCGUUCUGGCACGCAGUCGCGCCUGGCGAUGCUCUUAGAUACCGAAGCAAUGGACUUUCAUCUCGAGCAACUACAAAGACUUUUCGCCUUCAUUCCAACUGCUGCAGGAACAGCGCAAGCCCAAUCAAGGUUGGCAACCCUAAGACAGCAAUUGCAGAAAUGGAGCGAGGAACUUCGAAAUAUGAAAUGA
Pochonia chlamydosporia 170 is the source of this 1284-nucleotide messenger RNA. RefSeq names its product fungal zn(2)-Cys(6) binuclear cluster domain-containing protein. The record is from RefSeq and is a predicted model, not a curated record. NCBI's taxonomy places the organism in Eukaryota, Fungi, Ascomycota, Sordariomycetes, Hypocreales, Clavicipitaceae. Gene Ontology annotation, cellular component: nucleus. Gene Ontology annotation, molecular function: zinc ion binding; DNA-binding transcription factor activity, RNA polymerase II-specific. The transcript is spliced from 2 exons. The coding region runs from base 1 to 1284 and encodes 427 amino acids.